Linderina pennispora is the source of this 782-nucleotide messenger RNA. RefSeq lists its product as uncharacterized. The transcript has a single exon. Lineage: Eukaryota; Fungi; Kickxellomycota; Kickxellomycetes; Kickxellales; Kickxellaceae. Bases 32 to 724 code for a protein of 230 amino acids. The record is from RefSeq and is a predicted model, not a curated record.
CGACUGCGAGCCCACGACUGUCACGACUGUCAUGACCACCACCCCGACUCCGUCCAGCGAGGUUCCUUGUGAGACGACCACCGUCACCUACACUACGACCCCGUGCACUGGCUGCGAGCCCACGACUGUCACAACUGUCAUGACCACCACGCCGACCCCGUCCAGCGAGAUUCCUAGCGAGUCUACCGUCACCUACACCACGACCCCGUGCACUGGUUGCGAGCCCACGACUGUCAUGACUGUCACGACUCUCAUGACAACUGCACCGGCUCCUUCGAGCGAGUCUGUUGUUCCUAACGAGUCUAUUGUUACCUACACUACGACCCCGUGCGUUGACUGUGAGCCGACCAUUGUCACGACUGCCAUAACGACUGCACCGGCUCCUUCAAGCGAGGCUGUUGUUCCCAGCGAAUCGGUUGUCACUUACACCGCGACUCCUUGCGCCGGCUGCGAGCCAACGGUUUUGACGACUCUCGUUACGAUUCCGUCUACUCUUCCGACUACUGCGCUGUCUGUACAGUCUGAGCACUCUGCUGUCUCUAGUGCGCCCGCUCUAUCCGAUUACUCUGUGCAUUCAGAGACCACCGUUGUGGUUACUCCCUGCGAUGCAUGCGAGCCAACAACCAUCACCUCCAUGCUAGUUCCGCAAACAUCUGCGAUCUCCCCGACCACGACUGGCCCUGUCCCUACCGAGAUCCGCAAGUGCCAUAUCGUACGUCUGUAGAGUUUCUCGUGUUUGUAGUUACAGCACAUUUCCACUUCGAUCGAUAUGAACAAAUCGC